Molecule: messenger RNA, 1494 nt
Organism: Penicillium waksmanii
Lineage: Eukaryota; Fungi; Ascomycota; Eurotiomycetes; Eurotiales; Aspergillaceae
Product: pepsin-like aspartic protease
Exons: 3
Coding region: 1-1494 (497 amino acids)
Biological process (GO): proteolysis
Molecular function (GO): aspartic-type endopeptidase activity
Source: RefSeq, a predicted model, not a curated record
AUGUGGGGAGCCUCAAUCUUGCCGAUCGCUGCCUUGGCUGCGCUGCCAUGCGCCAAUGCCAUCACCCUGCACAAACGUGACGAACCUGCGGUCCUCGGACUCCCAAUUUCUCGCAGCGAACGCUCCCAAGCGCUACAGAAACGCAGUUCCAAAGUCGCCAGUACGGCCUUGUACAAUGUGCAAAACGUGUACUACAUGGUGAAUAUCACCGUUGGUACCCCGGCCCAAAAUGUAUCCCUCAGUCUCGACACCGGUAGCAGCGAUAUCUGGGUUAAUGUCCCAAAUUCUACCUACUGUGCCGGAGACGACGAUCCCUGCUCCUCAACCGGGUUAUUCGAUAUCAAAAACUCCUCAACUUUUGAUAUUUUGGAUUAUGACAUGAAUGCCACUUAUGUGGAUGCAUUUUUGGCUGCGGGGCCCUAUGCGACCGACACACUGGCGAUUGGGGGUGCUACGAUUAAAGAUAUGGAGUUCGCGGUGGCCGAGGAAAGUAGAAACCCUCAUGGUAUUCUUGGAAUUGGAUAUGCGGGGGCUACCUAUGCUGCAGCCAACCUUCAAAAGGAAUACAACAACCUCCCGGAGGCUUUGGUCAAAAGCGGUGCCAUCAAAUCAGCCGCCUAUAGUCUGUGGCUGAACAAAUUUGAUGGCACUGGAAAUCUUCUCUUCGGGGGUGUCAACAAAGCGAGGUAUCAAGGCGAGCUGCAGACUGUGCCUAUUGUACAGCUAUAUGGUCGUUACCUAUCUCUAGCCAUUGCCUUGACAGAUAUUUCUGUUAAAAGCUCAAAAGGUACCAAGAGUUAUGCGAAGGGUCUUCCUUUAGCUGUCACCCUGGACAAUGGAAGCCCUUUAAUUUCUCUCCCCAAAGAGCUGAUAGACCCCGUCUACAAAGAGGUCGGUGGCGGCUAUUCAUCGACCGAUGGCUAUGGUUAUAUCCCUUGCAGUAUGGCUAAGGCAGACUACAAUUUUACUUUCAGCUUUUCAGGUGCCACGGUUACGAUUCCAAUCAGUGAACUAGUUUUCGAGAACUACAGUGAGCCUGAUUUCGCCGACGGUGACUGCAUCUUUGGUCUUGGGUACAGCGAAUCUGGGGUGAAUCUUAUGGGUGACCCAUUCUUGCGUGGGGCCUACGUGGUCUACGACCUUGCAAACAAUGAGAUCUCACUUGCGAAUACAGAUUACAACGGGGGUGACGAUGAUAUUCACGAAAUCGGAACAGGGACAGCUGCGGUUCCCGGGGCGACGCUGAUGCCCUCUCCUGUCACAUCGGCGACGGGUAAUGGUCCCAAUGAGACCACCGCGUCUGGGGGUAAUUCGGGCUCUUUGGGUCCCGAGUCAGUUGUGACAACGGCCUAUGUCACUGCAACUGCCACUGGAACUGCCGAAAGUGGUGGUGCUACUAGCACCUCCUCCAAGGGGCUAGCAGCGUCGUCCACGGGAAAAUCAAACCAUUUUCUCUCCGGGGUUUUGGGCGCUGGCUUGCUACUUGCAUUAUAG